UUUAAACGUUGCAUUGUGUCUCUUUUUAUCGCGAGUGUCUUGUAUACACUUGGUAUCAAAGUGUGUAUGUGAGGCUGCAUCGUAACCGUGAGUUUAAUUCUCGUUCUUCCUCUAGAGCCAGACUUCAGACAUCAGUUUAGCUCAGCGCUUUCAUCAGAAACGUUCAUUUAAAACUCAGCUCUAAUUAUCGUAAUUAAAACGUUUUAAUAAAAUAAAUACUAAGUGCAUAUGCUCAUAAAUUUAUUACAUUAAUAUACAAUUAAAACUAAAAUAAUUAAGGUAUUUAAUAUAGAAUUCAAAAUUUAUAAACUUAAACAAUUAAAUGAUUUUUUACAACAAGUAUCUAAACGUACUCCAUUAUUGCGAGUACUAAAAUACGAGAGAAAAACGUAAGAGUGACCAGCUGGUUCAUCUUUAACACUCAAUAAAAGGCAAGUAUGGCGGAAGCACAUUCAGCGGUUGCCUUCAGCUUCUCUAUAACCCACGAAGGAUGGGAUGUUAAUUUUGACCGAGAAGUAUUACAUCUUGUAUGGGAAUCUGGAUUAAGGUCAUGGAAGAAAAGAUUUUUUCGGUUUACUAACAAUUUAAAAACUGGAAUUUACCCGGCUUCGUUAAAAAGUUUGUGGCUGACAAUAGGAAUAGUGACGGCGAUUCAUUUCACGGGAUUCAAAGUCCCCUAUGACCUUGUUGAGAAAGUCGUUCCUUAUGUUUCUGGGUCGUCUAUAUCAGCGCAUCUGGUGGCAUCGAUUGUCGUGGGCGUAUUGCUGUGGCUGGUAGUCAUCUACACGCUUCGCUACUGUCUGAAAUUGCUGCUGAUGUACAAGGGAUGGAUGUACGAGUCGCGUGGUCCUGGUGGGAAAGUCUCUCUGCCAACAAAAAUAUGGGUUCUGUUGGUUAAAUUACUCUCCGGGUGGAACAAACCGAUGCUGUACAGUUUCCAAGGGUCGUUGCCGAGGUUGCCACUACCUUCGGUCGAGGAAACCACGUCUAGGUAUUUACGAAGUAUAAGACCACUGGUAGACGACGAGAAUUAUUUGCGUAUGGAGAAACUGGCAAAAGAAUUUGAACAAGGGAUCGCUGUUAAAUUGCAGCGGUAUUUGAUAUUGAAAUCCUGGUGGUCAAGCAACUACGUGUCAGAUUGGUGGGAGGAGUACGUUUACUUACGUGGUAGAUCUCCAAUAAUGGUCAAUUCAAAUUUCUAUGGUAUUGAUGCGAUUCUUAUGCAUCCAAUAGACGUACAAGCUGCACGUGCUGCUAGUAUUAUUCACUUGUGUUUACAGUACAGACGUAGUAUCGAACGUCAAGAGUUGGAGCCAAUUAAAUUACAGGGUCUAGUACCUCUGUGCUCCUGGCAAUACGAAAGAUUAUUUAAUACCACGAGGAUACCCGGGAUUGAGACUGACAAAAUAGUACACUACACUGACGCUAAGCAUAUUAUUAUUUACCACAAAGGACGUUACUAUAAAGUUAUGAUUUAUUAUAAAAAUAGAAUUUUGACGGCCUGUGAAAUUGAACAGCAAAUUAAUUAUAUUAUGACUCAUGAAUCGGAACCUGGUAAUGGUGAAGAAAAAUUAGCAGCACUGACUGCUAUUGAUCGGACCACUUGGGCCAAAGCACGUGGUGAAUAUUUUGCUAAAGGCACUAAUAGAAUUUCAUUGGAUUUAAUUGAAAAGUCUGCUUUUGUUGUCGUACUUGAUGAUGUUCCUUAUGAGUAUGAUCCUGAACGUCCAGAAAAAUUAGACCAGUACGGAAGAAUUCUAUUGCAUGGAAAAGGAUACGACAGAUGGUUCGAUAAAUCAUUUACUCUCUGCAUCGGUACCAACGGACGUAUUGGAUUUAACGCCGAGCAUUCUUGGGCUGAUGCAGCAGUGAUGUCGCAUUUAUGGGAAACUCUAGUAGCUGAAGAAGCUAGUGCCAACAUAUAUAAAGAUGGUCAUACAGCAGGUACACCUGAGUUUACAUUGACACCUACGCGAUUGCAAUGGGAUCUUACUCCAGAAUGUAUCGAUGUGAUAAAUCGUGCAGCUGAGGAUGCACAUAAAUUAUUAAAUGAUGUAGAUCUGCGUAUAUACGUUCAUGACAACUAUGGAAAAGGAUUUAUGAAGACAUGUUCAAUGUCUCCGGACGCGUAUAUUCAAAUGGCUCUGCAGCUGGCAUACUACAGAGACGCGGGUAAAUUCAGUUUGACUUACGAAGCCUCCAUGACCCGUUUGUUCAGAGAAGGUCGAACGGAAACAGUACGUCCGUGUACAAUUGAGUCUUCGAAAUGGGUAAAAUCAAUGGAGAAUGACUCCGCUGAUAUCAAUGAGCGGUACGAGUUGCUGAAAGCCGCGGCGCUGCAGCACCAACGCGGUUAUCAAGAAGCCAUGUGUGGAAAAGGAAUUGACAGACAUUUGUUCUGCUUGUAUGUCGUAUCGAAAUACUUGGAAGUUGACUCUCCGUUUCUGAAGGAAGUACUGAGUGAACCCUGGAAACUGUCAACAUCGCAAACUCCUCAUGGACAGACGCCCAAGUUGGAUUUGAAAAAGUUUCCAAAGUGUAUUUCUGCUGGCGGGGGUUUCGGUCCAGUUGCUGAUGAUGGUUAUGGAGUUUCUUAUAUUAUUGCCGGUGAAGAUCUUAUAUUUUUCCAUAUUUCUAGCAAAACUAGUUCACCAGCUACAGACUCAUCAAGAUUUGCAAGAAAUAUAGAAAAAGCACUAGCUGAUAUAAAAGAUCUCAUGGUGUCUGUCAAGAAAUUAAAGCAUCAAAAAAAUGGAUCAGUUAAUUAAUUAUUCAAAAUUUAUUAAUAUUAAUUGGUUCUAUAUUGUUUUAUUAUUUUAUUAUUAUUAUUACUAUAAUUACAAUAAUUAUUAACAACGCACAGAUAGAUCGAGAUUAAAACCGUGUUUCCAACUCGCAAUAUAAUUUAAUAAAUG
Microplitis demolitor is the source of this 2915-nucleotide messenger RNA. RefSeq names its product carnitine O-palmitoyltransferase 1, liver isoform (gene whd). Gene Ontology annotation, molecular function: carnitine O-palmitoyltransferase activity. The transcript has 10 exons. NCBI's taxonomy places the organism in Eukaryota, Metazoa, Arthropoda, Insecta, Hymenoptera, Braconidae. The record is from RefSeq and is a predicted model, not a curated record. Gene Ontology annotation, cellular component: mitochondrion. The coding region runs from base 438 to 2768 and encodes 776 amino acids. Gene Ontology annotation, biological process: fatty acid metabolic process; carnitine metabolic process.